AUGUCCAGCCGGACCCACCACCUCCGCCGAGACCCUCGAAGAAAUGGGAACAAUGAGAAGCUGCCUCCCCCGCCAUCCCCGCCCCGAGAGCGGCCGGGGGCGGCGGCGCCAUCUCCCCUCACACCCCCCGCGGGCAACACACCCCCCCCCCCAGCCCCCAGGCCGCCGUCAGCCGCCCGCAGCCCCGCCGAGCCGACGCACGUCCCGGCCCGCAGUUCCCGCGCCCUUCGCCUCCCCGCCCGCCCCACUCACCAGCUCCUGCCCCAGCCCGGGAUUCCACUGGCCGCGGCCAGACCGAGACUCAGGUACAAGCCGCCGCGGCCGCCGGCGCCGCCGCACAAUAUGGCGAGUCUCGGCUUCCGCAAUGGAGCUCGGGAAAUACAACAGGGGCCGCUCAAUAUUCAUGAGAGACUGAAGGGAAGCCGGCUCGGCCGGCGCUCCGGGGAGGGCGGGAAGGAGCGAGCGAGCGAGGGGGCGGAGGCGCAGGACGGGGACGUGCACGGCGCGGGGAGGCCCGCGGCGCGAGGGGAGGGGGCGCCGCCGCGUGCUGGCCUGGAGGGCGCGAGCUGCCCCUCCCCGGGCCGGCCGGCCCCGCCCCCCGGCGCCCUCCGCGGGGUCGACGCAGCCCCCGGGCAACGCCCGGAUGUCGACGGCGCCGCCUCGUUCUCGUCGUUCAGGCUGCUUGUGCUCUUCUGCCCCUGCCUCGGCCCACCCAUUACGCCUCCUUGGUUGGGGUUUGGCCUCAAGAGUUCUGCUCUCUGUGACUGCCUCCAGUUCUUACACCCAUCUCACCUGGUAGACAUCGUCAUUAGGCAUUCAGCUCUAGAACUUCACCUGAACUUCGGCCCUCUGCCUCCCCAUUCAACAAACACUUACCAUCCUGGCAGAGUGAACCUACAAGAUCUAAUUAUUCCAGGGAAAAUGACCUUCUAUUCUAGAAGUAUAUUGUUGGACGUCGGUUUUAUUUAUUCAUCUGACAGAGACAGAGAAAGCGAGAGCAGGAACACAAGCAGGGGGAGUAACUUUCGGUAA
Zalophus californianus (California sea lion) is the source of this 1032-nucleotide messenger RNA. Its product is annotated as basic proline-rich protein-like. The record is from RefSeq and is a predicted model, not a curated record. The coding region runs from base 1 to 1032 and encodes 343 amino acids. The transcript has 4 exons. NCBI's taxonomy places the organism in Eukaryota, Metazoa, Chordata, Mammalia, Carnivora, Otariidae.